UUUCAUAUAUUAAAACCAUAUAAGUUUAGAGUGAAAUAAAAUUAUAAAAUGUUAAGUAAAGUUCUUUUGUUGUUGGCUUGCUGUCUAGCGGUGGUUUUGGCUUCUCCAGUUGAUCUGGAUAUAGAGAACCAACAAUUGGAUACGUUGCACAGUGAGUUUGCACCACUUCGCAGACAAGUACGUUCACCAGAUGGACACGUAGACUUAACUUACUCAAAGGAUCAAUUUGGACGACAGGCUGGUGUGGAAUAUGGGCAAAAUAUUUACCGAAGUGAUAAUGGUCGUUUCAAUGUUGACGCCUAUGCUCAAGCAAGUAGAAAUUUUGACUAUAAUCGCAACAAUUUUGGCGGUGGCAUUAGAGGAUCAUGGCGUUUUUAAAAUGCGACACAUGAAAAUUAAUUCAAGACAAUUAUAAUCAAUGAAAAAUGCAAUAACUAUAUUGUUUUGAAGUGAAAUAAAGUAUUAAUUAUUUAAAUAUAUAUACCAAAUAUAUAAUACCAA
Messenger RNA from Teleopsis dalmanni, 501 nucleotides. RefSeq lists its product as uncharacterized. The transcript has a single exon. The record is from RefSeq and is a predicted model, not a curated record. NCBI's taxonomy places the organism in Eukaryota, Metazoa, Arthropoda, Insecta, Diptera, Diopsidae. The coding region runs from base 49 to 378 and encodes 109 amino acids.